UUCGCUUUCCAUCUGACUGGGGCUUGCUCUGGCUGGCCUUGGUUGGCACCGAUGUCCCACAGCUGGUUAGAUCCCCUGGGACGGGCGGCUUCCCCAGCUUGGAGUUCGUUGUGGGUUGGACAGGCCACUGCGGGUCAGGCUCUGUGGGGCGGCGUCCAGCCAGGGCUGCUCGUCUAGGGUCUGGCAGCUGCGCUUCCUCCCCUCUCCGUCUCGCUGUGGCUGUUCCGUGGCAGGGUGGAGAGGAAGGAAGCUGGGGUGGCUGUCGCAGAGUCGGUGCGCUCGGGCUUGGGCUGCGGAACGUAGGCCGGAGGAUCUGAGGCCAAGCUGACCCCCGGAUUGGUGCCCAGCCGUGAGCGUGUGUCCGUGCGGGGCUCGUGGGGCAGAUCCCGGGCGCCAUUGAGGUUGGGGAGAAUCCAGGCCGGACCCGAGGGCAGGGGCCCAGCAGCUGUUCCUGCCGGGGAGCCAUCAUCUGUGCGGGGUCACCAUGCAGCGCACCGGGUCCCCCAUCACCACGGAGACCGACAUCGACCUCACCGCCGCGCUGCUGCCUUCGGGGGGGACGCGGAGCCAUCAGCACGCCAUCAAGACGGCCGUCAGCGAGACGGGGGCGCUGCCCGCACCGGGCUACGAGGGUCCCCCCCCUCCCACCGGCUGCCGCUGCUGUGGCCUCGCUAAGCUGCAGACGGGAGCCCAGCCCGGUGCCGGCUGCCGGCUCUGGAACACCCCCUACCCCAAGCUGCCCCCGGGGACCUGCCCGGGAAAGGGCUUUGGCCAGUCCACCCUGCCGUUCAGCUUCGGGACCAACUCUGCGCCCCCUCACCGAGACCCCCGCCUGACCCUGCAGCACGGCAAGCUGCCCGCCGGGACGGCCAGGCUGGGCAGCGGGCCUGGGGGAGAGCCAGGGAGGUGCAGGGGCCUCAAAGUCCUGGAUCUAGAGCUCUGGGAAGGCCCAGAGACCAAGCCAGGGCUGGAGGACGGGACGGCUCCCCCCUUGGCCUUGGAGAAGCCCCCCAUCCCAGAAGACUGCUCCCCCUGGGCUGAAGCUCGGCUCUGCUCCAUGCAGCCGGGACGGGAUGUGUCUCCGCCCGAGAGUCACCGUGUUCUCCAGGAAGAGCAGGGCUGUACAGGCGUCCCUCCCAGCGCAGCUCUCGGCCUCUCGGCGGGCAGGGCGGGCGCACGCCGGGCCGAGGGCACAGGCCGUGGGCUUGACCCCAUGGCGUCGGAACCGGCAGCCGAGCCGCGGUGGGACGGCAGCAUCGCGCUGAGCGAGGGUGCGAGGGAGCCGGUGAUCAGCCGGGAAGGGGCACGGGACAUCCCCCAUCCUGCGGGGAGCGGGCUGGCCCCGGGCGCCCCCCCUGAGCCAGACCCCGUCUCAGCACACCCACCGGGAGAGGAGCUGCUGCCGGAACGUCCUGGCGGGACAGAGGAGGGCGCGGUUACGAGACGGCCCCGGGGCACCGAGCUGGGGAGGCGGCCGGGCACCGGCAGUUCUGUUUGCUCGGUCAGCCCGGACCGUCAGAGCAGCAAGCCCGUCUCCCAGGAGCCGGCCAGCCAGGCCCAGAGAAUCGGGGACCUGGGGCCCGCGGGUGCGAGUGCUCCCACUAAGAUGUCCGUGGAGGACGCCUACGGGAGGCUCACCAAGGCCUGUGGCCUGUCCCUCCUGGAGAAGCUGAGACGGACGUUCCUGGACGUUGAGGGCGGCUGCUUCUCGCUCCUGGAUUCCGGCCUGGUCUUGGGGCGAGUGGAGGAGCACCCGGCGCUGGGGCUGGCCGUGCUGCCCAUGCGGGAUGGGCGGAAGCUGGCCACGACCCUGCCCAACUCCAGCCUCUUCCUGUACUAUGCUCUGGGCCGCCAGUUCUAUGUCACGGAGAAGCUGGCAGAUCGCUGGUUCCGAGCGCGGGACCGGGUCACCGGGGAAAGCAUGCUGAUGAAAAAGGUGCCCGUGGUCUCCGACUGGAGGAAGAUGUUACACAAUUUCCUGUUCCUGCCCCCUCACCCCAGGCUGCUGGUGCCCUACGCUGUCCUGUAUGACCGCAACGGCUCCAUCCUCUACCUCAUGGAGGACAGGGACGUGCACGCUGUGGGGCGGCCACCCGAGGGGCCCAGCCUGCAGGGAGCUCGAGCCCUGCAGCAGGUGCUGAGCUUCCUGAGCUUCUGCAAACGCCACCACUUCCACCCCGGGGACGUCGGCGCGGCCUCGAUCUACACGGCCCAGGGCGUCUGCUUUGACCCCAGCAGCCUGUCCAGCAGCGAGGACCCCUACGCCUUCCGGAAGAGCAUGAAAACCUGCCUGCGCCCGCUGCUGGCCCAGCACCAGGGGCUCGCGGGCCUGGACUCCCUGGUGGACAGCAUGUGCCAGCACCUGGAGGAGGAGGAGAGUCCGGAGCCCAGCGACACGCCGAGCAGCUACGCCCCUGGGGCCAGCCCCAAGUGAGCAGAGCCCAGGCCCCGCAGCUGCCCCCCUCCGGAGAUGAGCACGUCCCUGGGAUGCCUGGAGGCAGAGCGCUGGGAUCCAGCUGUGGACGCUGCUGGCAGGGGCAUCCCAGGGUGGGUGGGUGCACCGGGGGGGGCAGGCGCUGGGUGUGGGGGUUGGCACCGGUAGCCCUGCUCUGGGCUGGGCCAUCGAUGAAUUCAGCGAGGUGAGAGGAAUGACACGGAUUGCAGUGGGGCGCCGAGGGGAUUUGUGCUGGCCCCUUGGCUGCAGGAGCCCCACAAACCCUGCAGAUGGGCCCCGACUCCCCCGGCUCAUCGGCAAACCCCCCAGCCCUGGCCAAGGACCCGCGGAACGCUCCAGCAUCCCUGUUCCCAAAGAAGGCAGGCCUGGGACCCGAGAGCGCCUGGCUCCACCUGUGGCCUUCACCUUUCUCGUCACCUCGGUUGUGCCUCAGUUUCCCCAUCCCCGCCCUGUGGAGAAUGCUGCUUUCCUACCUGCGAGGAGCCGAAGGGUUGUGAGGGGGGGCUGAGGUCCCCCCUGCCAAGUGCCUUCAGGAUGCAGAGCCCCUUGGGUGGCCCCAGUAAUUAGCACAAGGUAACGAGGCUCAGUGUAAGAUCAGGGGAAACGGACAGGCUCGCAGGCUGGCCGGCCGGGGACUUAGGGCAAUGGGCAGGUGCUUCAAGGACCCACUUUUAUAAUCAUGCAUCCCAACCUCUGUAAUAAGUGUAUCCUUCUGCAACAGAAAAUAGUCCUUGGACAUACAUAUAUUUUGGCUGAA
Caretta caretta (loggerhead turtle) is the source of this 3212-nucleotide messenger RNA. RefSeq lists its product as uncharacterized. The record is from RefSeq and is a predicted model, not a curated record. Lineage: Eukaryota; Metazoa; Chordata; Testudines; Cheloniidae.